AUUCAUCACUUCAAGCUUCACUGCUAGCACUGGAGAUUUGUUCAUGGCGACCCAUGAGCCACUUCUUCCUCAACCCCCCGAAACUACCCGUCCUAAAACCUUCUUCACAAUCCUCUUUUUUUCUCUACUUUUGGGCUCUGCCAUUUUCAUCACCAACAAACUCAUCAAUUCAAACCCAUCUGAAAAUGAUCAUCACCCCUUCCUUCAUAACAUCUGCUACAAGGCUUACAACCAAUCGUCCUGCAUUCAAAUGCUCGCCUCUGAAUUCCCCCUUCUUCAAGAAACCAAAACCACCAACGCGGCGAACUUCUUACAAUCCUUCCUGCGGAAAUCCACAAGCAAAAUAGUCAACACCAUCGAGAGCGCCAAAGAUCUCCGCCGUCGAAUCAACAACCCACGCGGUGAAGCAGCUUUGGCCGACUGCGUUGAGCUCAUGGAGAUCUCAAUGGAUCGAAUAACCGACUCGAUUUUGGCUCUCGAGAGAAGAAGGUGCGGCACAAUCGAAAAUGCACACACAUGGCUGAGUAGCGUGCUGACGAACCACGUGGCGUGCUCGGACGAGAUCGAGAAUUCAAUUUCGAAAGCGGCGGCCAUGGAUUUAGGGGUUGAAGAGCUGAUUGUGAUAGGGAGAAAUUCAUUGGGGAUGUUGGUCUCGAUUUGGGGAUCGGGCAAAAAAGAAGGGAUGGGGUAUCCGAGUUGGUUGAAGAAGGGAGAUAGGAGGCUGUUGGAGGUUGUGGGGAGAGGAAUGAAAGCGGAUAUAGUGGUGGCAAAGGACGGGAGCGGGAACUUCAAGACGGUGAAGGAGGCGGUUGAGGCGGUGCCGGACAAGAGCAAGAGCAGAAUUGUGAUAUAUGUGAAGAAGGGGAUUUAUAAGGAGAAUGUGGAAGUGGGGAAGAAUAAGAAGAAUGUUAUGUUGGUCGGAGAUGGAAUGGAUUCCACUAUCAUCACUGCUAGCCUCAACGUCGUUGAUGGAUCGACUACAUUUAAGUCUGCAACUGUGGCGGCCGUGGGAGAUGGAUUUAUAGCCCAAGACAUCUGGUUCAGAAACACCGCCGAGCCGGAAAAGCACCAAGCGGUGGCACUUCGGGUUGGAGCCGACCAAUCCGUCAUAAACCGGUGUCGUAUCGACGCUUAUCAAGACACUCUCUACGCCCAUACCAACCGCCAAUUCUACCGCGAUUCCACCAUCACUGGCACCGUGGACUUCAUUUUCGGCAACGCCGCCGUGGUAUUACAGAACUGCAAAAUCGAACCCCGACGUCCGAUGAGCAACCAGGCCAACAUGGUGACAGCGCAAGGCCGAACAGACCCAAAUCAGAACACUGGAACUUCCAUCCAAAGAUGCGAAAUCGUGGCAAGCCCCGACCUGGAGCCGGUUAAGAAGUCCAUUAAGACGUAUUUAGGGCGGCCAUGGAAGGAGUAUUCGAGGACCGUGGUUAUGCAGUCCACACUAGGCGAUCUCAUAGAUCCAGCGGGCUGGGCGGAGUGGAAUGGGGAGUUUGCAUUGAAGACGCUGUACUAUGGCGAGUAUUCUAAUAAUGGGCCAGGCUCUAAUGUUAGCAAACGAGUGAAAUGGCCCGGUUACCAUGUCAUUACGAGCCCAGCAGUGGCCCAAAAGUUCACGGUGGACUCACUUAUACAAGGAGCUGAAUGGCUGGGCUCCUCAGGUGUGACUUUUAUCCCAGGGCUGUGAUCGUAUGCGCUUGUUGGAUCUUCUCUGCUUGUUGGUGUUAUGCAGUAUAAAAUAAAAUAAAAAAUAAAAAAUAAAAAGAAAAAAAGAUCUUUUGUUGUAGAAUAAUUAAUCACUCCUUAACUCAGUUUAGUAUGAAUAAGAAAAAGAGUUGGUAUGAGGUUAUUAUAAAA
This is a messenger RNA of Cucurbita maxima (winter squash), 1863 nucleotides long. RefSeq names its product pectinesterase-like. Gene Ontology annotation, molecular function: pectinesterase inhibitor activity; pectinesterase activity. The record is from RefSeq and is a predicted model, not a curated record. Lineage: Eukaryota; Viridiplantae; Streptophyta; Magnoliopsida; Cucurbitales; Cucurbitaceae. Gene Ontology annotation, biological process: cell wall modification. The coding region runs from base 44 to 1693 and encodes 549 amino acids. The transcript has 2 exons.